This is a messenger RNA of Enhydra lutris kenyoni (northern sea otter), 3059 nucleotides long. Its product is annotated as MIER family member 2. Gene Ontology annotation, molecular function: transcription corepressor activity; histone deacetylase binding. Gene Ontology annotation, cellular component: nucleoplasm. The record is from RefSeq and is a predicted model, not a curated record. Bases 702 to 2486 code for a protein of 594 amino acids. The transcript is spliced from 14 exons. Gene Ontology annotation, biological process: negative regulation of transcription by RNA polymerase II. NCBI's taxonomy places the organism in Eukaryota, Metazoa, Chordata, Mammalia, Carnivora, Mustelidae.
CCGUGUGCACGUACGUGUGCGCGCGUGUGUACAGGUAGCUUAGCUGAGGUUUAUUCGUACGGUUCUCUCGUUCUUGUGUGCAGAGUUCAGUGGUUUUUCAGCACAUUUGGAGCUGUGUGACCAUCAGCGGUCACCUUUGGAACAUGGAAUAUCCCCAGAGCAGCCCCAUCCCAUCAGCCAUCCCCCUCCCCCCCAAUCCCUGGCCCCCGUGAGCCACCUUCCUGUCCGUGGACGAGCCUGGUCUGGACGUGUCGCAUGCGUGGACUCACACUCCAUGUCGCCUCCUGUGUCUGGUUCCCUCCCUGAGCACUGUGGGCUCGGGGUCCAUCCCUAGAGCAGUGCAUGGGGGCCUCGCUUCUCGUGGCGGCUGGGGACACUCAUGGUUCUGCUUGUCUUCCUCAGCUAGUGGACAUUUGUGUCCUUUCCAUCUCUGGCUCUUGUGAAGGUCCCACCGUGGAAGUCCACAUGAGACCUUUAGUGGACCUGUGUGUUCCUUCUCCCUUGGACAUCCCUCCCCUCCUUGGUUUCCGGGUGGAGUUAGACUGACAAGGGGCAGACGAUCGAGAGAGAAGUAAGCGCAGUUGAGGGACGCACGUAGCACACGUCCUGCAGGAGCAGCACAGGGCGUCACCCGGGGGUGGGCAGGGCUCGGGCUCCUGUGGCCAUCUCUACAGAAGCGCAGCCCCCGUGGACCGAGUGUCAUGACGCAGAAGGACUCGGAGUCUGUCUGGGCCCCAGGUCAUGGGAAGCCGGAUACGCGGGAGCUGGUGGAAGGCCAGGCUGGUCAGUCAGAUGUGUCUGUGCAGGCCUCCUCACUGGAAAGGCAGAGCCCCGGUGUGGCCUCCUGCCUCGCUCACAGCCUGUGCCCCGGGGAGCCCAGCCUGCAGACAGCAGCAGUGGUGUCCAUGGGCUCUGCGGACCAUCAGUUCAACCUCGUGGAGAUCCUGUCCCAGAACUACGGCCUCCAGGAGCCGUGCGAGCCGGCUGCGGGAGACCCAGAGAAGCCUGAGGGGGAGCUGGAGAAGGACUUCAUCGCCCAGAGCAGUGACAUGCCCCUGGAUGAGCUGCUCGCCCUCUACGGCUACGAGGCCUCAGACCCCGUCUCAGAGCGGGAGAGCGAGGGCAGCGACACCGCCGCCAACCUCCCAGACAUGACUCUGGAUAAGGAACAGAUAGCGAAGGAUUUGCUUUCGGGGGAAGAAGAGGAAGAGACACAGUCAUCAGCUGAUGACCUGACCCCGUCUGUGACCUCCCAUGAGGCCUCCGACCUUUUUCCCAGCCAGAGUGGAUCCUGCUUCCUGGCCAGUGCAGACGAAGAGCGUGGAUCCCCCACGUCGUCCGACACGGAGGAGGACCCCCUUCCUGCCAACAAAUGUAAGAAGGAGAUCAUGGUUGGGCCUCAGUUCCAAGCCGAGCUCAGCAGCCUGCAGUUGGACCGCCAUGGUGAGAAGUUCUAUGAGAAUGAUGACCAGCUUCUCUGGGACCCCAACGUCCUUCCUGAGAGGGAGGUGGAGGAGUUCCUGUACCGGGCGGUGAAACGGAGGUGGCACGAGAUGGCGGGGUCGCAGCUUCCAGAGGGAGAAGCUGUGAAGGACAGUGAGCAGGCGCUCUAUGAGCUGGUGAAAUGCAAUUUCAACGCAGAGGAGGCCCUGCGGAGAUUGCGGUUCAACGUGAAGGUGAUCCGAGAUGGGUUCUGUGCUUGGAGCGAGGAGGAGUGCAGGAACUUCGAGCACGGCUUCCGAGUGCACGGGAAGAACUUCCACCUGAUCCAGGCCAACAAGGUGCGCACACGGUCUGUGGGGGAGUGUGUGGAGUACUACUACCUGUGGAAGAAGUCGGAGCGCUACGACUACUUCUCCCAGCAGACGCGGCUGGGCCGGAGGAAAUACGGCCCGUCGGGAGCCACGGAUGCAGAGCAGGACCUGGACAGCAGUGACCCUGAUGGCACUGGCCGCCCCCGCUCCUCGCCACCCCUGCCCCCUGCAGCUGACGGCCUGGGCUCUGAGCAGGACCCCUUGGCACGGAUGCACACAGAGCUGCUCAGUGUGGCCAGCGUGGCCAGCAGCGUCGGUGAGCCCGGGGAGAGUUCCGACAGCCUCCUGCCCUCGGAUCCGGGGCCUUGUCCGUUCCAGCAGCUGGAUGUGCCCCCAGCCGCGCCCCUGCCCAGGCGGCCCCCAGGCCUGGUGGAGCCGGCCUUCUACCCCCCGGCCACGGCACCCCCGGAGCCCGGCAGCAGCCCGAGACUGGCUGUGGACUUGGCCCUGCCUGGGGCCCUCCCCGAGGAGCUGCCCCUCAUCGCCAGCCGCGUGGGUGUGAGCGGAGAGGCCGAGGAGGUCGUCGCUCCCGCCCAGGUGGCCUUGUCUGUCACCGAGCUUGGACUCAUCGGCAUCGGGGACGUGACCCCCUUCCUGGCCGCCCGCCCGGCGUGCCCAGGCCCCGGGCUGCACUCGGAGCCCCUGUCACACUGUAACGUGAUGACCUGUUGAUCCCUGGCCGCAGGCGGGCGUGCGUGGCCCGGACUGGACGUGCGGCCGCCGCGGGGCCUGCCUCCGCCAGUCUUCCCGACCCUUCCCCUCCUCGUGGGCCUCGGGUAGCGCCUCCUCUGCUCCAGAACGCAGCAAGGACAUGGCGCGCGGCGGCCGGGCCUGCCCUGCCCUCACACACAGCCUGGCGCCCUCGGUGCCCGGCCCCACUGCCGUGCUGUCCAGGCGCAGUACCCGGUGGGUGGCCAGAGGUGGAGGGCCCGGCCCCGUGUAGCCAGCAGAGGUGAGGACGGUGUCCCUGCUCCCUCGGGGAGGUGGGGAGAUGGGGCAGGGUGCUGCCCCCACCAGCAGCCUCCGCCCGGGCGCCCUCAGCACUCCGCUUGGCUCCAUCUCCCUGCCCCUGGUGGGGUCAUGGGCUGCCCCAGCCCGGGGGUUGUGGGUGGCUGCUACUCGGUGCCAAACCCCGUGGGGCACAGAGCCAUAUACCUCGACGUCGGCCGCGCCCGCCCUCGACCUCCACCCUGCUCUCCACUUCAGGAAACGCCGCACUUUACGCCCCGCCCCCCCGCCUCCGCC